AUGUCUGACUCUGAGACCAUUGAACUGGCUUGUCUUGGCCAACCGUUUCAGUUGGGAAUGCUGUAUGAUUGCAGAAAGGAUUCUCUCAUUCCAGGAAUAACUCUCUGGGACUCUGAGAUGCUGCAGAAGAAUAUUAAUGUACAUACACAGCCAAACACGGACUUCAAAAUCAUCGCUUCAGAUUUGAGUGAAGACAAAGCAGAAGCUUUGAAUGUCUCUGCAUCUCUUGAAGCCAGCUUUUUAAGUGGAUUAGUCAGUGUGAAAGGCUCAGCUGACUAUUUACAUGACAAGAAGAAGUCCAAAAAUCAGUCUCGAGUCACGUUACGGUAUCGGACAACCACACGUUACGAGCAGUUAACUAUGGAGCAUCUUGGAAAAGGCAACGUAAAGCACAGCGAUGUAUUUAAAGAGGCUUCGGCCACACAUGUUGUUACAGCUCUUCUGUAUGGAGCUAAUGCAUUCUUUAUUUUUGAUCGUGAGGUUUCAUCCAGUGAAAGCCAUCAAGACAUACAUGGCGAACUCCACGCAACAAUCAAAAAGAUUCCUACAAUAUCAAUUGAGGGUCAGGCAUCUUUGACCAUGAAAGACCUGGACAAAGACAAAAUAAACAAGUUCAGUUGCACUUUCCAUGGAGAUUUUGCUCUGAAAAAUAAUCCAGUUACUUACGAAGACGCCAUCAAGGUGUACUCAGAGCUGCCGGAACUGUUGGGGGAAAAAGGAGAGAAUGCUGUGCCCAUGACCGUGUGGCUUUAUCCUCUGAAAAAACUUGAUUCAGCAGCUGCUCAGAUAGUCAGGGAGAUCAGCGUUAGCCUGGUACGACGAGCCCAACGGAUCAUGGAUGGACUGGAUGAUUGUGACAUUCAGUGUCAAGAUCUGAUGAGGGACAAUGUCGCCAUCCAGUUCCCUGAAAUCAAAGCCAAGCUCAGAAACUUUAAGGACCUCUGCUCAGAGUACAAAGUCAUUUUUCAGAAACAUCUCUGCAGGCUUCUACCAUCUAUAAGGGGUGGAGGAAAAGAAGAACAGGAGCUGUCAGAUUUUCUGAACAGAAAAGAAAUGUCCCCAUUUCAGGGUGUUCUGAUAAACAAGUACCUAAAUGAGCGAGAGCGGGAGAUCACUGUGGUUGGAUCUUACCUCGACGUCAUGAAAGAUAUCCCUGUUCUCUCAACCAGCAAUGCCCAGGACAAGAUUGUCUUGAAAGCAUCCAAUGACUAUGUGGUAGCCUUUGCACUCUCCUCCUUAAAUGAAAAGGAACACUACCGUCCAGACUUGAAGAAUUACCUUAAACAACAAUCAAGUGACAAAGGGGAACAGCCAAGCUAUGACCAAAGCUCGACAGAAAGGGCAAAACAAUGGUUUUCUUUGGAAGAUGUAAUGGCACAGAACAGGGAAAACAUACAGGCCUUCGUAGAUUUCAAAGAAGCCAAUAAAGGAAGAAAGAACAUUGAAUUCUGCAUUGUAUCGAUCCCAGAUGAACUCGGCACUGCCUCUUCAAUUCGUGUUUAUGAACGAGCAAAACUCAUCAGCUCAGAGUACGAGCUUCCCUCAAAACCUCCAAUGCCCAAUUUCUUGAGUGCCGAGCAUGACUGCAUACAUCUGCAGAUCACGCCUCCUGACCACGGCGUUAGUUGUGUGACCUUGUACUGUAUUUCAUACAAGUCUGCAGAGAGCUCUGAAUGGACAGGGGUGUACACUGAUGGGAUUUCUGAUCAGGUCACUGUCAAGCAGCUACAGCCGCAUAAAGAAUACUGUUUUACCUGUAAGGCAGUGUGUCGUCCAGGUGUGAGUCUGGCAAGUGACAAAACACAAUUCUUCAGGACCCUUCCUUGUGCUCCUCCAGGAGCGCCCACAGUCAAAAGAGUAGAAUCUGAGUCUGCGACAUUAACUUGGGAUGUCCCUAAAUCUGUGGGCGGAGAUAUUAUGGUCACUGGAUACGUGUUGGAAUUCAGAGAACGGCCAAAGGAUCAGGAAACCGAAAAGCCAUGGGAAUCUGUGAAAUCUGCAGGCAGGGUUUACACUUUUCAGGGACUGAAAGCAAACACAGACUACACAGUCAGAGUUUUUGCAAACUGUGGAAGUGAUGGAGCGAGUCUCCCCAGCCCUGAAACUGGGUUUUCUGCAUGUCCAAAGAGCAAACCGUCAGACGAGGCUGGAAGUGGAUUGUUCCUGGAUCAAUCUUCAAGCAUACAUAAGGGGAAUCCUUCGAUUUAUAAACUGGCACUACACAAAAAAAUGAAAGAGAAUGAAGCGUUUGAUCAGUAUGUCUUUGGAAAACAGGUGGAGGAUGUGAAAAACAAAGUCAUUCUUCUUGUAGGAGCGACAGGUGCAGGAAAAACCAUGCUCAUCAAUGUGAUGGCUAACUACAUACUGGGCGUAAAGUGGGAGGAAGCGUAUCGCUUCAAACUGAUCCACGAAGAGACUCAUCGCACGCAGGCCGAGAGUCAGACAUCUAUCGUCUCAUCUUAUGAGCUCUACAGUCAGCCUGGCUUUAGAAUUCCCUACUCGCUCACAAUCAUAGAUACACCCGGCUUUGGUGAUACGAGAGGAAUCGAACAUGAUAAACGGAUUACAAAGCAGCUGAAAAGCUUUCUUUGUAGCCCUUUGGGAAUCGAUCACAUUGAUGCCGUCUGCUUCGUCGUCCAGGCCUCUCUGGCUCGCCUGGGUGCCAAUCAGAGGUACAUCUUUGACUCAAUUCUGUCCAUUUUUGGCAAAGACAUCGGAGAGAACAUCAUGCUUAUGGUGACGUUCGCAGAUGGUGAAGAAAUCCCAGUCCUGGAAGCCAUCAAAGCAGCAGAUCUGCCCUGUCAAAAAAAUACAAAGGGAGAGCCCAUCCAUUUCAAGUUCAACAACACAGCUGUGUAUGCAGACAAGAACGUAAAAGAGCCUACAGCCUCUGACAGUGAUUCAGAUGAAGAUGGUGAAGACAAUGGUAAUAAACUGUACAACAUUGUCUGGACAUCAACUUUCAAACAGAUGAAGGCCUUUUUCAAGGCACUGGGCAAAUCUGAAAAUAAAGAUCUGACACUGACCAAAAAAGUCCUGGAAGAACGAGAGCGCCUCGAAAAAGCCAUGGCAGAUCUGACCCCUCAAAUCACUGCUGGCCUCACUGAACUGAGAGAAAUUAACACAAUUAAGGAACGUUUGAAAAAUGAGAGAGAUAGCGUAAAACAAAGUGAGAAUUUUGAGCAAGACAUUGAGGUGUUGAUACCAAGAAGAAACCCCAUAGACAGUUUUGCCCUGAAUUGCAACUUAUGCUUAUACACAUGCCACUCCACCUGCUUCCUCCCUGCAGAAGAUUCUGUGGAGACUUGCGCUGUGAUGGAUGAAUCUGGGCGCUGUGUUAUGUGCCCUCAAUUAUGCUCUCACACUUUCCAUUUAAAGGAAAAGGCAAAGUGGACAUAUGUUAAAAAAAUUGAGAGAAAAAACAUUACCGAGCUGAAAGAUAACUUAAUGAAGGCACACGGAAGAAUGUUGAACACGCAGGAUAUGCUUGAUGACCUUGAAAAGAAAUUAACUUCAUUUAAGGCCGAACUGAGGAAGCUAAUCAAAAUGUCCUCUGAUUGCUUGAGACAACUGAAUAAAAUUGCACUGAAGGCCAGCUCUCUCUCCACUGUAGAAUACCUUGAAAUCUUGAUCAAAACGGAGAAGGCGGAGAAACGUCCUGGAUUUGAAGACCGCAUUGUUGAACUCGAGAGGAUUAAAAAAGAAAUUCUUCUUCAGGAAGAGAUCGCAAAAGGAGAUUAUCCGUGCAUAGCGGAAAAUUCAUCGACAUAUUAG
Sinocyclocheilus rhinocerous is the source of this 3774-nucleotide messenger RNA. RefSeq lists its product as uncharacterized. The transcript is spliced from 2 exons. Gene Ontology annotation, molecular function: GTP binding; protein binding. The record is from RefSeq and is a predicted model, not a curated record. Lineage: Eukaryota; Metazoa; Chordata; Actinopteri; Cypriniformes; Cyprinidae. The coding region runs from base 1 to 3774 and encodes 1257 amino acids.